Molecule: messenger RNA, 3541 nt
Organism: Salmo salar (Atlantic salmon)
Lineage: Eukaryota; Metazoa; Chordata; Actinopteri; Salmoniformes; Salmonidae
Product: vacuolar protein sorting-associated protein 4B
Biological process (GO): endosomal transport; vacuole organization
Molecular function (GO): ATP binding; ATP hydrolysis activity
Source: RefSeq, a predicted model, not a curated record
GCAUUCAAGACAACUUGUAACUUGGGAAAAAAAGCAAGCUCCGACUGGGAUUUUUUUUUUUAAACGGUUAUCCAAGUCGGAAACGCUGGCAUCUUUCUAGCGUUCCGACGCACUAAAGUCCCAUGUCAGAUAUUUCCGAGUUCCGAGUAGUUUUGAACGCGGCACUAGUCUCAGCAUUAUCAUCAUUAUUUUCUACAGACAAGUCUCUGACGCGUGUGUGUUGUGAGAUGAGCAACAAGGAAAUAGCUGUGUAAACGAAACUGUAAAAUCAAGGCAAGGGGCUCAGACUGUGUUGGUUCUCAGGAGCAACUGACCGUAUGAAACUUCCCAUGGAGCCAACAAAUCUACAGAAAGCUAUUGCUGUAGCACAGAAAGCCUCCCAGGAGGACCAGGCUGGGAACUACCAGGAGGCUAUCAAAUCUUACCAACAUGCUGUCAAGUACUUCCUGCACAUUGUAAAAUGUCAACCACAGGGUAAAGAGGGCAACCAGAAGAUCAGGGACAAGUGCAAACUGUACCUGGACAGAGUUGAAGAACUACAGGAGUAUCUAGAAAAGAAAGAGGUUGGAUCCCAACCAACAAUAAACCCCACUGAAGAAGAAUACAAGAAAGCCAUAGAUCUGGCCAGCAAGGCAGCCCAGGAGGAUAAAGCUCAGAACUACGACGAGGCCCUGCGUCUAUACCAACACGCUGUUCAGUACUUCCUACACGUAGUAAAAUAUGAAGCCCAGGGUGACAAAGCCAAACAGAGCAUCAGGGCCAAAUGUGCUGAGUACCUUGACAGAGCAGAGAAGCUCAAAGAAUACCUGAAGAAGAAAGAGAAGGCUCCACCCGCCAAGCCUGUGAAGGAGUCCCAAGCUGACGACAAAGGAAAUGAAAGUGAUGAAGGAGACGACCCAGAAAAAAAGAAGUUCCAGAACCAACUUUCAGGCGCCAUCGUUAUGGAAAAGCCAAACAUCAAGUGGAAUGAUGUUGCCGGUUUAGAGGGAGCCAAAGAGGCCCUGAAAGAAGCUGUUAUUUUGCCAAUUAAAUUCCCACAUCUUUUCACAGGUAAAAGAACGCCAUGGAGGGGGAUCCUGCUCUUUGGUCCUCCUGGUACAGGAAAGUCCUACCUAGCUAAAGCUGUGGCCACAGAGGCCAACAACUCCACCUUUUUCUCUAUCUCCUCCUCUGACCUGGUGUCCAAGUGGCUGGGAGAGAGUGAGAAAUUAGUAAAGAACUUGUUCACUCUUGCACGGGAGCACAAACCCUCCAUCAUCUUCAUAGAUGAGAUAGACUCACUGUGCGGCUCCAGGAGUGAGAACGAGAGUGAAGCAGCUCGCCGGAUCAAGACAGAGUUUCUGGUUCAGAUGCAGGGAGUGGGGAAUGACAACGAUGGGGUACUGGUAUUGGGGGCCACCAACAUCCCUUGGACAUUGGACUCUGCCAUCAGAAGACGGUUUGAGAAGAGGAUCUACAUCCCCCUGCCAGAGGAACACGCCCGCACCUUCAUGUUCAAGCUCCACCUAGGCGCCACCCCCACCAGCCUCAACGACUCUGACUUUGUCACCCUGGGAAAGAAGACAGACGGGUACUCGGGGGCCGACAUCAGCGUCAUCGUCAGAGAUGCGCUUAUGCAGCCCGUCAGGAAAGUUCAAUCAGCCACUCACUUCAAACGGGUACGAGGGCCAUUGAGAGACAAUCCGAAAAUCCUGGUAGAUGACUUUUUGACCCCGUGCUCCCCGGGAGACCCGAACGGCAUCGAGAUGACAUGGAUGGAGGUCCCUGGGGAAAAGCUGUGUGAGCCAGUCGUUUGUAUGUCUGACAUGCUGAGGUCCCUGUCCAGCACGAAGCCAACUGUCAACGAUCAUGAUUUGGACAAACUGAGAAAAUUCACAGAUGACUUUGGACAGGAGGGCUAAAUGUGGCAUUUUUGUUUUUACCAAAGCAAAUAUUAUGAUUGUAUUAAAGUGUUCAUUCUCCCCUUCAGGCUCUGUUGGCUCAUCAGAAGUGUGCCACAUGACUGCUCUACUCAUAGAAAUAGAAUUACUAGAACAGACAUCCCCAUUUAAGUCAAAUCUAUUUCUAUGGCUCUACUGAGCUUGACUAUUGGCCACAUAAGGGGUUAAACAAACGUGGAUAUUUUCUUAGAUGCCCCCCAUGUCCAAAGAAUUACGGAUCACUUCACUGCAAGAUGUCUGAGGUAGACUUGAUUGGUGGAUGGAAAGCUGCAUGGAAAUGAAGAACCUUGGUGUUACAUAGGCAUAUGUUCUGUGGAAUCUGUUUAGCAGCAUCUUGGCCCGAAUCCUGACUUGAGAACAAUGCUCAACUCAAACAUUUGCAUAUGUCAUGCUUUGAAGUCAUUGGGAGUUUGAUUCGAGUUCCCGAUACAAGCUUGUUAACCAAAUUAAGAUGCUGCUUAUUGUGCAGAGUGCUUAUCUAACUUCCCCAAUACAUAUCUAAGCUCAGUUUAAGUACCACUUGCCAUCAGUUAAAUUGCACCUCACUUGUCAGUGUAAGCACCCAUAUACUCUACUUAUUUUUGUACACAAGAGAGAACUCCUUUUAUAGUAGAUACUUUAUGGAGAUGUUUGGCUCUUUGGUCUGGAGAGAAUGAAAUGUACAAUGCAUGCCAUUUGUACUUUCAAAGGCCUUUGUAGUCUCAAGGUGGUGUAAAAGACAUGGGUUUGGGUAGCUGAAGCACUGCAAAUGUAUUUGUCAUUCUACAUACACAAGAUAUUUGUGGGGCUUCGGCUAGGGUUAAAAGAACUACCGACAACAAUCGGGAUGGAAACGACAUAUUGUGUAUAUGUACCUUUUUUUCUUUUUUUUUCCAGGAAGGCUACUCUGGUUUGUUCAUUGUCAUUCUGAUUUAAACUGUCAGGAUCACCAAAAGUACUGGACCAGACACCUUAUAGACUAGGAUUCAAUACUUUUCCCCCUGACCAUCCACACCAUACAUAUUUUUCUGUUACAUAUUGCUUAUCUUCCCAACAUGAACUACUGAAAAGAGAUGCCUUUUGGAGAUCCAGUCACACUGUCUAACAGUGCUGACAAAACAACGGGGCUAAUACUUUUGUGAAUGGAAUUGUAGAGGUAACCUGAAAUUGACAUUUUAGGCACAUAACAGCGUCAUGUCCUUUUUGUUAUGGCAUUGGUGGAAUGCAGCUCGCUUGAACUACCUUUUAAGAUGUGGCAAUGCGCACCAUGUGCCUUCUGAAACAGGUUUAUGUAGUAAGAACAUAUACAUUUGUUAUUUUGUUUGGUUCAUUUAAAAACGUGGAAGUUGAUAUCCAGAGGCACAGCUAUAUUGUGUGUUUUGUCAUCGUUGUAUUGAAAUGUAAUAGAUUUGCACAUUUCAUGUAAACUCUUAUCUUAUAUAGAUUGUAUUCUGAAGACAAGCCUUUCAAAGUGUUGGACAUCUUUUGUGUUGUCUUUUUAACUCACUAUAAAAGUGUAGAGAAACAUACAGAUAUCAUAUACUGUAUCAAUCAGUGAGUGGAAAAGUCAAUGUAUAUGGUUUUCUUUCCCAUGCUUAUGUAAAUAAAAGUAAUAUUGAGAA